AUGGAGGUAAUGGAAUUAGCUGAAAUGAGGAAAGUCUUCAUGCCUUCCAAAAGACGUUAUGAAGAUCCUCACAAAGAGGCUGUAAAAUUAAGAACUUUAUGGGCGCACCACAAACCACCGAAUCGACUGAAAGCCAUGCAAAUGGUGAAGGAUUUGUACAGCAAAGCGAGGAAAGAAGUGGAAAAUGAAAAUUACGACUCUGCAUUGGCAUCUACCAGAAAAGCACUUUUUCUGGAUCCUCGACAUCACGCAUUUUACGCCCUGAGAGGAGACGUUUACUCGCACAAGGGGUUCUGGAGCGAGUCUAUCAAGAGUUACGAAAAGGCGAGACUGCUCGUCGAGUUAGACCGAAGAGUACCCGAAGAGAAAGGAAGAGCAUUCUACGUGAAGAAAUUAAUCGACGCAUACUGGAAACGUGGAAAUUCUUACUUAGAGCAGGAUGACCUGCUCGAAGCCCUCGGGGAUUACGAGGAAAUUCUCGUUCUUUUGCCUCGAGGGACCUUGAUAACGGAAACGCAGGAUAAAAUCCUGGCAGCUUUGAAAAGUCUAGAGAAGUACGAAGCAUAUCGUUAUCAUUGGAUGCGUUUCAUGGUAGACGCCGACAAGAAAAGGGCCUCGAGUCUCUUGACACACCACGCCGAGUAUAGAAUUUACUUGAGCGACAUGGCAGCGGCUCGUCACAUGCUCUUCGAGGCUCUAGACAUUGACUCGUCCAAUUCGAAGGCUCAGGAGCUCUUGCAGGUCGUAUUCGACACCGGUCAUACCAUGGUAGCCUACGCGGUGAUCUGGUGCUUUCAUGGGUGCUAUGACAAGGCUCUGUUGACCAUCGAAAAGGGCCGAGACUGCGAUCCCUAUAAUCCAGGGUACACCUUGCUGAAGGCCAUAAUUCUGCGUCUGUCGGGUCGCUUAACAGAAGCGAAGAGAUGGUUGCAAAGCAUCGACCAAGGUUUCUACAAGCUACUGGAGCCGUCCAGGGACAUGCAGGGCUCCAUCGUCGGCAACCUGACGAUAGACGAAACGAGGGAUCAGUUAAUCAAACAGUGGCAUCUGAUAAGGUACGACCUGGCCGUCGAGUCCAUGCUCGAUGGCUGCUUCGAGAAGGCGUACGAGUUGCUGAAGAACAGCGACUUGAGGGAUCUGUUCCCAGAGACGUACGUGUUGAUGGGCGACUGUCUUCUGCAAACUGGCAAGCCCAAACUGGCUCUUAAGAUGUAUGAAAAGUGCCGGAAGAAGUGCCAGGAGAAGCCAGGAUGCUGGGCGGAUUCCCAGGAGAAGAGGAUCAACCUGGUGGACAGGAUAUCGAGCAUCGUAAACCUGGAAGCCCUCGACGCGCUGAUGGACAAGCGCUCCAAACUGGCGAUCAAACUCUCUCGAGAUGUCCGUGAAACCUUUCGAGAUGGUAAAGUGGACCUUUCCAAGCUUCCAACUCUGCGUGGAGAAGCUUAUCUGAACGAGGCUCAGGCCCUCUAUCAGCUCUCAGCUGGCAAGACGAUAGACCCGGGUUGUAAAUCCGCAGCCGCCGACGGUUUCGUCUUCACCCGGACCGCAGAUCGCUCAGAUUUGCGGAAAAUGAUUUUCGGCAACCUGGCGACCCAGGAGAUCGUCGAGAAAUACGCGGCGAAGAGGAAGCUUCCUCACGGCACGAAGCUCCUGAUGCAGUUCUCGUGACCCCGCUUCCGUCGAGAU
Messenger RNA from Orussus abietinus, 1686 nucleotides. RefSeq names its product tetratricopeptide repeat protein 16. Gene Ontology annotation, molecular function: protein binding. The record is from RefSeq and is a predicted model, not a curated record. Bases 1 to 1668 code for a protein of 555 amino acids. NCBI's taxonomy places the organism in Eukaryota, Metazoa, Arthropoda, Insecta, Hymenoptera, Orussidae. The transcript has 6 exons.